AGGGAGCGGUGGAUUGAUCCACGGCUGUUAAAAUCUUGUUCUGUUUUUUUCUUGGAGUGAGGUUUGUGCCUGACGACUGACUCGCCUAUCCCAUACAUCAAUCCCAUCCACGGUAAAGACAAGCUUUUUUGCGGAAGGAAAAUAUAUAUAUAUAUUUUUUUAAAGCGAAAACCAACAUAUAUGUUGGAGCUGGAGAAAAGCCGCAGCUGUGUCCUUUUUGUGUUUUCCUCUCGCCACUGAUUGGAAGAAGGAAACAGAGAGAGGGAGAGAAGGUGCAGGUUCUUGGAUCGAUUUGUCAAUGUGAUUAGGUAAACGUCGUUUCAAGUGCACGCAUUCACUUUACCCUUAUUUCUUUACCAACAGAAGUAUACCCGUUUCUUCUGUUCUGCAACGCUCGGAUCUUUGUACCAGCCAUAUAUACACGUUGUUGUUUUUUCAGGAAAACUGCUAACUUUCUAUUUAAAAAAAAAAAGAAAUAUCAGAUUGCUUUUUUCCCCUUUCAAACAGUUUCGAGGUGAUGUAAUCGUUCUGUGUUUUGGUUGGUAUUGUGUCGGAGCUCUGGGAGGACUGCAGCCAGGCAACUUGCGGCUGAGACAGACGGGGAAGUCAGGGAAAUCAGGUGCAAAGAGUGGCUUUCAUUUCCGUGCUGUCGCGGGUGGCUGGGUCCGCCACCCAGUCACAGCUGUUCCCAUCCUCUCCAAUUCCCCCUUCCUCUAUCACUACAUCCCUCCUCUCUCUCACUCCCCCUCCCUCUAUCACUACAUCCCUCCUCUCUCUCACUCCCCCUCCCUCUAUCACUACAUCCCUCCUCUCUCUCACUCCCCCUCCCUCUAUCACUACAUCCCUCCUCUCUCUCACUCCCCCUCCCUCUAUCACUACAUCCCUCCUCUCUCUCACUCCCCCUCCCUCUAUCACUACAUCCCUCCUCUCUCUCUCACUCCCCUCACCUCUAUCACUACAUCCCUCCUCUCUCUCACUCCCCCUCACCUCUAUCAUUACAUCCCUCCUCUCUCUCACUCCCCCUCCCUCUAUCACUACAUCCCUCCUCUCUCUCACUCCCCCCCACCUCUUCCCUUUCAUUCAACUCUCUCCAUCUCCCUCUGAGCUGGACCGCUCCGGGCUUUUCUCCUCUCUACUGGACACUGUUGUUCGGUGUCCCCCGGGCCAGAGACUUCGUGACCCAUCGUGCGGAAGUAGCCAUGACCGAGCCCACCGUGCAGCACCCGGCGCCCGCAGAGCCCCCUUCUCCACGCCGCCCUCGCCUCCAGCCCGUCCAGGUACCCCGCCUCCCACAGCGCCUUACCUUGCCUCGCAGGGACUAGAUACCUCUUUCUGCGUCUCAUAUCUUCAAAUUCAUCCAAUGUGGAAUUCUCCCAGAAGAAAGUUAUUGACCUAGUAUAAGCCUUAUUGUAGCACCAAAACACCAGGACGAACGUGAAUUACACAUAACGUAGCAGGGGAGUCGAUUGGACUUCCGCAGCUGUGAGCCGUGAAGGCGUUUUCACCUGUUCCUCUCAAGCCCGGAGGCUGCAGCUGUUUAAUGUCCUAACCUCUCCCCGCGCUCCGCCCCUCCCCGCUCCACCAGCCAUAGUGACAGCCAAGAAAGGUAGCCCUCUGGUCAUAGUGGCACGGCCACCCCGCCCCGCACCGCCACACCCCAACCACCCACCGCAAGCGUCUGCCAACGAGAGUGUCCGCUGACUCUUUGACCCUCCACUCCAUCCAGCGGAUUAUAAACACACAAGUGAACUCUCCGGACUGUCGGACCGGCUCUGACCGACAAGGAGACUGACUCUGGGCGAAGUUCCGUAGUGGAGGGGGGAAGAGAUGCGGUCCCUUCUCUCCACGAUCGCUGUCUUAUGUAUCCAGAUGUUGCUGGUGAUGUGCAAUCCAUUGCAGCAGGUGUUUGGCGUGGAUGGGGUUAACUUCAGCGUGCACGUGGAGAACCAGACCCGGGUGAGAGAUGCUAUGAGCCGGCGGCACCACCGGGUCUACCAGCUCUACAGUCGCACCAGCGGCAAACACGUCCAGGUGCUGGGUAGACGCAUCAGUGCCCGCGGAGAGGACGGAGACAAAUAUGCCCAGCUUGUAGUGGAGGCUGACACCUUUGGUAGCCAGGUGAGAAUCCGCGGCAAAGAGACCAACUUCUACCUGUGCAUGAACCGCCGCGGCAAGCUGGUGGGAAAGAAGGCCAGUAAUAAAAGUGAAGACUGCGUGUUUGUAGAAAAGGUUCUGGAGAACCACUACACCGCACUAAUGUCGGCGCGAUACGCCGGCUGGUACGUUGGCUUCACCAAGCGGGGGCGCCCUCGCCGCGGCCCCCACACGCUGCCCAACCAGCAGGACGUCCACUUUAUGAAGCGCUUCCCACCAGGGGAGUACCCCGAAACCACGCCCUUCCGCUUCACAACAGUCAACAAGAGGAGUAAGAGGGUCCGUGCCCCCGGGACCCGCUAGCAGCUAACGCUAACGGCUACCAUCCAUCUACUGCCCAUUGCCGCCUGUACCUGCUUCUCCACUAACCGCUAAUGGGAUAACAUUGACCCUUCCUCUGGCCUUUAAUACAUGAUAAGUGGCUAAUUAGCGCCAUUGGACCCGGCUAACAUCAACUGCACCUGUUUCUGAAGCUAAUAGAUAAUGGACCAGUGCUACACAAACACUCCUUACCACCUGACCCCACCUACUGGGACAACAUGUACUCUCCUCCAGACCCUGGCUGGUAGGCCUACUAACUGGGCUAGUAGCACAGUACACCCCCUAACUUGACACUUGUCCCUACUAGCUGUCACUGCCCCAGGGUUCACUAUUUCUGUCCAUUGACUGAAGGCCACUAAUAAUAACUUUAUUUGUAUAGCGCUUUUCAAUACAAGUAACAAAGUGCUUCACCUCAUAAAAUAAUCAAAUGAAAGUACUAACAAACUAGAACAAGCCUAUAGCCCUGCUACUAGCCCGUCGACCUGGCCCACUCCCCUGCAAGGCCCAGAGGCUAUGACAAGGCCCCUGAAAGGUAGCUAAACUGACGCCCAGGCUUUCCACCUUAUGUAGGCCUGGUUUCCCUCCAACCCCCAAGCUUGAACAGAACAGUGCUAUUGCACUGUCCCUUAGCAGUGGCUUGUUAAGCUCUGCUUUAGAACAAACAUACGAAAACUGGUCACUUGGCUGGUUUAGCACGCAUCUCUGCGUUAAGGUAAACGUGAUUGCUCUGAUAAAAUAAGAAUGACUUCAGUGUGUUUAAACUCCUUAAAAUCACUUUGAAGAUUAAAAUGUAGCUAAGCUAGCGACACUGGAAUAGCCCCAACCUUUCUCCCAGGCUUGGACCAGAGCAGCUAUCCAACACUGUCCAGGACUGGAUGAUCGCCAAUGAUGGAGCGAAAGACAGCGAGACGAGACACAGACAGAACGAAGGACAGACUGACAGAGAGGGGGACAGACUGGAUGUCUAUGGGACAGUGGCACCAUGAGAGAAAUGGUGGAGCAACAGGUGGACAAACAGGAAACAGGAAGAGGAACACAGGAAGUCAGUGAAGCGGAGGAUAAAGCCACAGAACAGGCCAGAAUGGCACCGUGGUGGAAUAGAUGGACUGCUUAGGAUGCACUUCUCUCUGCCUCACCCCCCUGGCGAGGAUAAUCUGUGUGAAUGAUUGUAUGUACAUUGUGUGAGUGUAUGUGUCAGUGUAAGGGCACCAAAGACCAUUUGUGAAGCUGUUUUGGGGGAAUCUGCCCUGUAUAACCUCCCCCAAUGACUCACUAAAGGGACUGAAGCUUUAUGAACCAGAAUGUACAAACCAAGCUGCACCCAAAAUAAACAAACUCUAAUGACCACCAAAGACAACUGGAGACCAGCGACAUAUCAACUCCCCAAGUCCCACCCCCAGGACAGAAUUCCCUCUUCUUAUAGGACCAGAGGGUGAUGACGGGUGCAUGGGGGGGGGUGCCUUCUCUUCAUAUUAGUGUUGCUAUAGAAACGACCCAGGGGAUGACGCUCCUGUGCGAUACCAUGGAUACAGAAUGCUGCUACCAGGACAUUCACUAAAGCAUCAAAGUCUCAUACACAAAAUAGUAAAGGGAACAAUUUAUGAAAAGUUAUAUAAAGAUGACAAAAAAAAACAAAAUAAGCAAUCUUACUAUGAUUGUCACUAUAAUUGUUAUUAUAAAAUGAUUUAAUGUAUUUAUUUCAGUUCUGUUUGAAGUCUUUCUAGAGUCAGUAAAGGUCACAGAAGCCCGUC
Messenger RNA from Oncorhynchus keta (chum salmon), 4226 nucleotides. Its product is annotated as fibroblast growth factor 18-like. The record is from RefSeq and is a predicted model, not a curated record. Gene Ontology annotation, molecular function: growth factor activity; type 2 fibroblast growth factor receptor binding; type 1 fibroblast growth factor receptor binding. Gene Ontology annotation, biological process: regulation of cell migration; animal organ morphogenesis; positive regulation of gene expression. Lineage: Eukaryota; Metazoa; Chordata; Actinopteri; Salmoniformes; Salmonidae. The transcript is spliced from 5 exons. Gene Ontology annotation, cellular component: cytoplasm. The coding region runs from base 1828 to 2457 and encodes 209 amino acids.